AUGGUGUUCUGGUCGUAUGUUACUCAAAACGUAGCUCGAUAUCUCGGCAUCACUGUAUUCAUCAUUAAUAUGUUUGGUACUGUUAUGAAAAUACUUCUAUUCUCAACACGCCGCCAAUAUCGUGUGAAACCGUGCAUAUUCUUCAUACUACUAUCAUCUGCCGGAUGUUUUGUUCAUUUAAUUUACGCAACGUUCGGUCGAAUACUUUCAUCCGGUUUCGGUGUUAAUCUAACACAGACAGUAUUGGUCAUUUGUAAACUGCGCGAAUAUGCUUUUAUAUCAAUUCAAUUGAUUAGUAUAACAGCAGAUUGGUUGACAAUGGUUGAUCAAUUCCUAGUCACCUCACGUGAUGCACGUCUUCGACAUUUGAGUAACAUGAAAACAGCUCGUUAUGUCACUAUUGGUCUUGUUGUAUUCUGGUUUCUCUAUGGAAUUCCGAUUUUUAUUGUCACCAGCAUACAAUUGAACUUAUGUGUUGUCAAUGAUCCGAUAGUUUUCAUUCUUUACAGUUCGGUUACUGUUUGGAUUUUCAAUGUUUCAGUGCCAUUGAUUAUGACUAUCGUAUUUGGUUUACUUACUUAUAGAAAUAUUCAUUCCGUGCAAAAUCUACCACGAUCACAAAGUAUCGAUCGACAAGUUCUAUUGACGGUUGGUGUACAAGCGUGUUUCAUUCUAAUUGCGCUAUUACCGUACGCUAUUUUCACUAUUUACUCAACUAUUACAAAUUAUCAGUGUAAAAGUAAUGAACAAAGAGAUAUCGAAGGUUUUAUUUUGAAUAUGAUUAGUUACAUUGGUAUUUUCCGAUGUGGAGUAAGUAAAGUAUCUUUUGNAAGUAUCGAUCGACAAGUUCUAUUGACGGUUGGUGUACAAGCGUGUUUCAUUCUAAUUGCGCUAUUACCGUACGCUAUUUUCACUAUUUACUCAACUAUUACAAAUUAUCAGUGUAAAAGUAAUGAACAAAGAGAUAUCGAAGGUUUUAUUUUGAAUAUGAUUAGUUACAUUGGUAUUUUCCGAUGUGGAGCUGGUUUCUACAUGUGUUUGAUUGUAUCGAAUCGUUUCCGUGAAGAGACUAAACGAUGUUUUCAUUGCUUUCGUCGGACGCAAAGAAAUGUUAUUCAACCUGUACGUCUUACUUCCCAAGUAAAAAACAUGCAUCUAAGAUCAAAUCGUCGAUAA
Molecule: messenger RNA, 1176 nt
Organism: Adineta ricciae
Lineage: Eukaryota; Metazoa; Rotifera; Eurotatoria; Adinetida; Adinetidae
Source: the annotation of a GenBank genome assembly